GCACACUAGGUUUGGACACUAGGUUUGGCAGCGCCGACAGCCGCGUCGGCAGCGGCGCGCACAGCGUCGUUCGGGCAGCCCGGCCGGGCGGAAGAGACGCAGCCGUGGUCAAUUCACCUACGCCCGCAGCCGGAGGACGCUCGCACGCCGUCCGGACCGAGACCCUGGGGCAGAGUGACCGAGGGCAGUGACCACGCGAGGUAACGAUGGGCAAGUCCGCCUGGUACCAAGUAGACACCUCAAGAGUAUAUGCGGCGUCGCCGGCCCCUCCAAAAGAACCGGUCCCCGACGGCGACGAAUGGUUAGAUGAUUACAAGCCGAAGGACUGGCAGCAGCAAAAUGACGAGCUCGACGAACAGAUGCGGACCAUUGACGUGGGGGAUGGGCUGGCGCAGUGGGAUUUGGACGACGAGGCGCUGAACGCGGUCGAGUCUUUAGGCAAGGGGCCGGCUUCUUUUGUAAUCCCGCGGAACGUCGACUUAAAUCCUCAUCAUCUGGAGUAUCGCGUGGCUACUCAUAGAUACCGGGAGGCGCGCGCGCGCGGGUGGUUAACUAAAACAAUUCCGGAAGUUGUGGAUGAAGAAGAUCAGCGCGAGCUCGACGAAGCCAAACAGCGGCGCACGGAGUUCAAGAACAAGGUCAGAGCGACGAUCGCCGUGCAGGACGCCAUGACCGGAGACCGGGAGCACGGCGUGUUGUUGAAGGAUCGCGAGAACGCUCUGAGGGUGGCCUCAAUCAUCGAGAUGCUGAGAGCGGACGACGAAGGCCUCGAGGAGGUCCAGAACUUGCCCCAAUUGCAGAACGACAAGAAGUUCGAGACGCGAUUGGUAGAUGAGAGAGGUCGAAGGCGCUACGCGCCGCGCUUCAGCAAGUACCCUCCACCAGCGCUGGGUCCCUCAAACAUGUGGUGGCCCUGGGGCUGCCCCCACACGCAGGACGCCGGGGCAUUGAUGAACCGGGCCCAGCUCCUCAAGGAGCACUACCGGUCCCAGCCCGAUCCUAGGGGGGAGGCGCUCGAAGUAGGUGUUGCGUUUGCUGAGGCGGCGGCGGCUGCUCAUCGGGAGGCGAAUCGACGGUUGGUUGGGAACGUCGAGGGUGAGUGCCCCGAGGAUGAAUUAGUCGCUCAUUUGGAGAAGGAGGCGCGAGACUUCCUGCGGAUGGCCUGCGGCAAGUCCGACGUCAAGCAGGUUCUCCGACGAGCGUGCUCCAUCAGCGCGUGCCGGGAGAUCGUUCGUAAAAGAACGUUCACGCGGCCCGAGAAGAUCCGGGACCAAGUCUUGGUCGCGCGGAAGCUGCACGCGCGCGAGUGCGCGGCUGAACGAAGAAGGCAACGGAAACGACGGCAGUGCGCCCACCUCGCGUUGCUACGGGAUUCGUUACGCCAGAAGGGCCGGCCCGGCCGGACGACGUCCUCGGCGACGGGCCCCGACGUCAAGAGCGGCGUCAAGCACUACACGGAGCUCAUGACCCUGUUUGCGUUAAAUGAUGACGACGACCGCACGGUAUCGGAGGACGAGGACGACUACGAGGCCAUGAUCACGGAGUUCGCCGGCGAUCCGGCGCGCGGCGUCACGCCGGCGCUGUCCGAAGAAGACGAAGAACGGUUGGCCCACGAGGCGAAAUUUGUCAGCAAGGAAGUCAUCGACGCGCGCGUCAAGGCCGGGCUCUUGUUCGACCGGAGCCACGCGAAGAACCAAUCUACCGUGGCGAUCGAUGGAUUGACCAUUUCUUGUCGAAGGGAGCGCGCGUCGGCGCCGCCAUCUGUCAAGAGCGAAGGGGCCGUCGCGGCGACGCUCGCGACGUCGUCUUCGUUAGUAACCACGCCGUCCCAGAAGCGCCGCGUCGUCGAGGUGAGUUCAAUAAGGAGCACGCAAACGCCCCAGAAGCCGCCGCCGCUGACUGCCACGCAAAAGGUCCUCGCGACGAUCGAGGAGCUCCCCGCGAUCCCGACGGUGGAAGAACUAAGACAGGACCGGGACACGUUGUUGGCGCUCUUCCACGCGUUGUUUUUUGUCAGAGGCGUGCGCCAUCUGGAUUCUGAUCUGACGGACCCGGACUGGUACCCCGGCAGCGCCGCGCACCUGAACGGCGCGUCGCUGGGCGGCUUCGCGGACUGCCACCGGGAGGUCAUGGAGGAAUAUGUGCCUAUCCGAGCGCGGGAGCACGCGGCGAGCCCGUCGGACGACGACGAUUAUGCGGAGCUGCUGGCGUCGCUGGGGACGCUGCGGGCCAAGGCCAAGGACGCGACGGGCGCCGCGGAAAUGUUCUUGAGAGCUGCUACCGAACGAGAUAGAAGACGGGACGCGCGGAGCGCGCGCGCGUCCGAACUCAAGGAGGCGGAGCGAGUCUACGAGGAGGCACUCAAUAAAAGGGAUGCGAUCCGCGCGGAGGCGGACGCGAAAACCGUGUCGUUCGAUGGCCCGGCGCGGACGCCGCGGACGCGGGCUGACGACCAGAAGCGCGCCGAGGCCCUGCGGAAGAGCAUCGAGGAGGCCGACGCCGCCGUCGAGGCGGCGCACGAGCGGUGCAUGCGGGCGGCGGCCGCGGUCCAAAGUGACGCGCGGGCUCGCGACAUCGUGCCUCCCAAAACACCCAUCACGAAGCGGCGGCCCUCCGCCACGGGCUCGCGGCGGGCGUCGUCCGCGUCUACUACCCGGCGGCCCUCCACCGAGACGAUGACGCCCGGGAAGCAGACGCCGGGCGGCGAGCGGCGGUCCGCCAGGACGUCGCUCGCGUCGGAGAAGACGCCGGGCGGCGAUCGGCGGGCGUCCAUCGGGUCGGCCCGGGGCGCCCGGGCGUCGGCGGAGCGCCGCACGUCCUUCGGCUCGGCCCGGACGACGUACCGCCGCAAUUCUGCGAGAAGGCGGCCGCGGAGCAAGGCCGAGUUCGCGCCGCCCUCGGGAAGCUACCAACUCCCCGGCGCGGGCAUCCGGAGCAAAUACCACCGCCUCGACCGCGAUUUGCGGGCGAAUGCCCCGAAGGCGCAGCACGUCGACACGUAUACGACUCAAAUUCCCAUCGACCCGCACGACCACGAGUCCGCGCCCUGGCAGGAGAUGCCCCUGCGGCCUCAGGACAUGACAGCAGACCUCGCAAACGAGACCAUCCUCUUUAGGAUCUCGGAGCCGUGGCCGCAGAAUGAGAAUUUGAACGACCUUACUGCCAUGCGCGGCCGGCCGGCUUUGGAGCCCGCGACGUACUUGCGGGGCGGCACGUUACUCGACGACCCGACGCCGUAUGCGUACUCCGCCAUUAGGAGCGCACAACCUCUGGGAAUGCGCUCGCAGCACGAGGCGCCGCACCUCGCGGCGACGGCGCCAAGACCAAGCGCUCCCCGAAUAAAACCGAGGCAGCUCAAGUCGGGCCGGGCCACUUCGGAACUCAUGGAGCCCGAAUUUACAUACCGCCCGACCCAGAGCAUACUGACGAAGAUCGACGUCAGAAAGAAAUACGAAUUCCCAUCUCAAUACGACCCGAUACUGGGCCUCGGCGCGCCCGAGACGUUCGACCACCCGAACAUCUCGUACCACGAUACUCGUUGCAGAUCGAAGCUCGAGGAGCUGGAGAUCGCGGACCCGUCGCGCCGGGCGGCGCUCGCGCUGCACGGGCGGGACGUGGAGGAAUAUGAUCAAGAUCUGGUACCCGAGGCGGAUCGGGAGGCGCGGGAGCUCGAUAGGACCAAUACAAGGUGGGCCCCGUCGUACGGUAAAGACUAGUUGUUUUUCUU
Molecule: messenger RNA, 3727 nt
Organism: Pelagomonas calceolata
Lineage: Eukaryota; Pelagophyceae; Pelagomonadales; Pelagomonadaceae
Source: the annotation of a GenBank genome assembly